This is a messenger RNA of Somion occarium, 985 nucleotides long. Lineage: Eukaryota; Fungi; Basidiomycota; Agaricomycetes; Polyporales; Cerrenaceae. The record is from the annotation of a GenBank genome assembly.
AAUGAGCGCUAUGUGCCACGCUCUGAUCCAUGAACAGCCCGGACGUUGAGGUUUGGCCCUCGCGCGCUUUCAUAAGUACUCCUCAAGGUCUGCUCGGAACCAACACCUGUCCCCGAACACUUCUCUGUUCUCUUCGGCUGCGCCGUUAGAAGAGAAGUUCUGUACAGUUUUUAUUUUACAUCCUGCACAUUCACGAUAUCCCUCAUCCACACAAUGAACAUCGCUAUCGUCCUACUUGCCUUGAUUGCCACCGCCUUUGCGCAGCUCAGAGGCAUCGCAAUCACUGCCCCUGCCGUUGGAACCGAUAUUACUCUAGGAGAGCGUUUAGUUGUGAAAGUUGAAAAGCAUGACACUCAUGGCCUUCCACAAACAGACCUCGGGAUCGUCAUCAGCAUUACUAGCUUGGUCGAUAAAGUUGCGCGCACAUUCUUCAAUGGCAGUUUCACGCCAACCCAGCAUAAUUGUACUGGCCCCCCUUUCCAGAACUUCACCAUUGUUCCAACUGGUAUACCCACAGGCGCCGCCGACGUGACCGUUACUCAUUUCUUCAAUCUUACUGGCGACCCCGCUGUUCGAUGGGAGCAGGACCAAGUUGCGGUUGAUGUGUUCAGUGAGACACAGGCAGCUUAGCUUUGUUCAAUCUCCGGGUUUCAGCUGCGGGUUAUUGUAAAGUAUGGACCGAAGAACUGGACUAUUGUUGUUUGUACUUUUUGGGAAAAAUUAUAGGGUAGAUCCUUCCGCGGAUUGAACAAUUGGACGAGCAAAUAGCGUCAUCCAUGUCAUUAUUUCAUUCAUAUUUAUCCAUCACGUCAUUAUUCUCAACUCGUUAGUAUCCAUGAAAAGUCGCGUUCUUGUAUAAUUGGCAUCCGAAAGUGUAGCUGAGACUGGUAGCGUUGCUGAAGUGUGAUGCAGCCUGGAGGAGCCUUACCGGUGUCGAGUGUGAUGUUUGGUGGUUAUCCGAUAUAAAUACAUGUCUCGAUGGCCG